GGCGUAAGGGUUCGCGAGAGGAGUCGCGGAGGCGAGGUGUUGCGAGGGAGGGACUGCAUCCGUUUGCGACUCGGUAAACGAGGGGCGCGUGGUGGCCGCAAUAAGGGGGGGGAUCCAACGGUUGCCGAUCUCAAUAAAUCUUUUCUUUCCCAAAAAUCAGAUUUUUGGCAGCAAUUGCGAGCAGGGAGAAGGGAUUCAAUUCCGUCGAAAGUUGAAUCACACGGUAAAUUGGAAAGCGGGGGUGACACCGCCGGAUCCGGGAGGGCCGGGAGAAGGAGAGGAGAGGAGAAGCGCGCUCACGCGAAGCCCCUCCAAAUCCCGUUCCUCGGGCCACCCGACCGCGCAGAUUGAGACUUCCCCAAUCUCUACUCCGAUUUUUUUAGGUUAAAAAAUCGGAUUUUUAAUUGGUAAAGGUUCAAUUCUUUAGAGUCCGGUUCAUCCCACGGGAGAGCAGGGGAAAAAAUUGGAAAGGAUUGGAAGCCGCCCUGGUCGGGGAGAGAGAUUGCUUGGAUCCGACGGUGGGUUCCAGGACCAUUGGAUGGGCAACCAGUGAGGAAUCAUGAACCAAGAUUACAUCUUUCAAGAAGAAGACGACGAUCUGUUCUUCGACUCGAGAGAUGACAUCUCCUCCGUGUCUGACUCGUGCCCCAGCAGCCCGGCCAAGAAUGGUUUGUCGCCUGAAGACCAAUUUAUCAGUUGGCCAUCGAAUAAUCCGCGCUUUGAGGUUUGGAUUAAGGAUCCUGUCAGCGUGAGGGAACGCAGGGACAAGUUCAUGAAAAUUCUGGGCGUGGAUGUCAUAAACAGCCUUCCUCGUGGAUCAGACAAUCUUGAUGAGGAACUUAAGGUGGACGGUGAGAUUCAGCCAGGCAUCGAUAGAGUCAUGUCCAAUCGCGGUGCAGUGCUAAGAAGCUCUUGUUCCAGGAACAAGUAUUCAAUGUCCAGCUGGUCCAGUGAGGAUACGAGCACAUUGUGUGAUGGGGUCUUCGAAGAGGGCUUUGUGUGCAGAAUCAAGAAUUUGGAUGAUGGCACAGUCUUUGUGGUGGAUGACUUGGACAAAGAUGGUGGCCUGAGAAGCCUUCGAGAGGUUGGUUCUAACCGCACUUUAACUUUCCAUGAAUUUGAGAGAAAUUUUGGUCCAUCAUCCUUGAUCCAGCAGCUUAUGAGGCGAGACAUUGAUGCACCAAGCACCUCCGAGAAGUCUGUACGAAAGAAAAGGACUGGGUGGCUGAGGAGAUUGGGUGCUGCAGUUUGCAUUGUGGAUAGGCAACAGGAGAAUAGUAGUUCCAGUAUUUCUGAUUCUUGUGGGAGAAGAAGCACGAGACCUGGAAGGAUUAAAGUCCAUCUUUAUAAGAAGCAAUCAAAGGAAUUAUCUGCAGUCUACAAUGGGCAAAAUUUCAAAGCCCAUGAUGGUGCAAUCUUAACCAUGAAGUUUAGCCCCGAUGGUGAGUAUUUAGCUACUGGAGGUAAAGAUGGGGUUGUGCGCAUGUGGCACGUGAUGGAAUGCAGAAGAACUGGCGAAAUGCGCAUUCCUGGAAAUGAUCCUUCGUGUAUAUACUUCACAGUGAAUCGAAGUUCUGAGCUAACCCCUCUAUAUGUUGAUAAAGAUAAAAAACCAAAGUCCAUAAAUUCAAGGAUAACCUCAAAGUCAGUGUGUGUCAUUAUACCUCCAGAUGCUUUUCGGUUGUCAGAGGUACCACUUCAUGAGUUCCAUGGGCAUUGUGGGGAUGUACUGGAUCUUUCAUGGUCAAAUAAUAAGUGCUUGCUGUCAUCAUCCGUGGAUAAAACUGUUCGCAUGUGGAAAAUUGGAUCAGACACCUGUGUCAAAGUUUUCCCUCACAACAAUUAUGUGACAUGUGUGCAGUUUAAUCCUAAUAAUGAGGAUUACUUCAUCAGUGGCUCUAUAGACGGAAAAGUUCGUAUAUGGGAAAUUUCAAGAAGUCAAGUCAUGAAUUGGGUUGAUGUUAGAGAAAUAAUUACUGCUGUUUGCUACCGCCCUGAUGGGAAGGGCGCAGUGGUUGGCACCAUGGCUGGCAAUUGCCGCUUCUAUGAUGCAUCAGAUAAUCAUCUACAAUUAGAUGCUCAAGUCUUCCUGCAGGGCAAAAAGAAGUCUGCCUUGAAGAGGAUAACAGGAAUUCAGUUUUGCCCAAGUGAUCCUCAUAAGCUGAUGGUUUCUUCCGCUGACUCACAAAUUCGAGUCCUUGAUGGCUUUGAUGUGACUUCUAAAUUCAAGUGUAGCCGAAAAUCUGGAAGUCAGAUAUUUGCAUCCUUCACUGCAGAUGGACAGCAUAUUAUUUCUGCCGGUGAGGACUCUAAUGUCUACAUGUGGAGCUAUGCCAGUCAUGCUGCACCCUCAUCUAAACAUGGGAAGAGCACUUGGUGUAGUGAGCGCUUCUUUUCCAGCGAUGCAACUAUUGCAAUACCUUGGUAUGGUUUACAAUCUGAAAAAUCAGCAGUCCCUGCCACCUCUGAGGUUCUCCAUUCACGGAAGGAUGUCUUCAGAGAUGAAGCUGCAGUCACAAGUUGUUCUUCGGACCGUCAUGUAGAAGACUUGUGCGGCAAUGACACCUUUUAUCUAUCACCUUCCCGAAGUUUCUCUCUGAGCCAUGAAUUCUUGGAGUGUCUGCCAAAGGGCUCUGCGACUUGGCCUGAGGAGAAACUUCCUUCAAGCUUUGCCUCAUCUACCUUGGACAAGUCCCACUACAAGUUCCUGAGGACUUCUUGCCAAAACACCUCACAUGCCUGGGGUCAAGUGAUAGUAACUGCUGGAGUGGAUGGUUGGAUCAGUUGGUGGUACCUCUUUCUUCCAGAGCCUGGCGAUUGGCAAAAUUGACACUGCUGAUUUGCUCUAUAACUAAACCGUAUGAGGGAGCACAUGCUCGGUGCUCCUGUAAAUUCUGUAUGGAUUGGAGCUGUACUUUGACCAACUGAUCCUUGAAGAUAUUCUCACCUUCAAGAGAUUGUGGUAGGCCAAGAUGGACUGAAAUUUUUUGUAAAUUUGUGCAGUAUAGGUGAAGUUUUGGGGUUUGGUGUUUUCUCUCUUUCAUCUUUGGAAACCUUUUGUUAUUUUAAAGGUAUAUUGCAAAAGCAUUGUGACGUAUAUGAGUGUAAAAAUCAUCCUUCCUGUCUGAACAGAUGAGUGGCAGACGAGGGCUGCCGGUUAGCUUGUAUUGUUGGAUAGAGAAAUUUCAUUCAAUUAUACAGAUUCUUUCAUCUAUUUUUA
Molecule: messenger RNA, 3220 nt
Organism: Musa acuminata AAA Group (dessert banana)
Lineage: Eukaryota; Viridiplantae; Streptophyta; Magnoliopsida; Zingiberales; Musaceae
Exons: 9
Coding region: 560-2830 (756 amino acids)
Molecular function (GO): protein binding
Source: RefSeq, a predicted model, not a curated record